This is a messenger RNA of Setaria italica (foxtail millet), 2320 nucleotides long. RefSeq names its product pentatricopeptide repeat-containing protein At2g37320. The record is from RefSeq and is a predicted model, not a curated record. The transcript is spliced from 2 exons. Gene Ontology annotation, molecular function: protein binding; RNA binding. Gene Ontology annotation, biological process: RNA modification. The coding region runs from base 497 to 2128 and encodes 543 amino acids. Lineage: Eukaryota; Viridiplantae; Streptophyta; Magnoliopsida; Poales; Poaceae.
GUUAGAAAGACAGCUGGCGUGGAAUGUCGCUGUUUUUUUUUUCUUUUGCGAAAAUGAUCUUCGUGGGCUCCUGCAGACUCCUGCGUUUGCGACAUGGGCCUCAGCUGCCUCCUGCAAAAAAGCCUUGCAGGCUUAGCAGGACAGCCCGCAACCGCCUUCGCCUGCAUCGGCAUCGCCAUCACCGUCGCUGCCGCAGGCCCUCCAGCAAGUGCCGCAUGCUACCCUGCCUCUUCUUCUCCGUCUCCAGAACCGGCGUCGCCGAUCUCGAUUCGACUGGAAUUGGAUUCCCUGCAGGGCCGGCAAUGCUUCGUUCCGAUUCUGAUUCUCACUCCGUGCGUACGGUUCUGCCCCUGUGACCACGGCGCUGCGCCAGUGCCCGAGCGCCGGCAGGGCGGCAGCAAGCGACCCACGGACCAGCUGUACUAUAAACUGAACUUGUUCACGGCUGUGGAAUGUGCACACCCAUGGGAGUUAUCCUUGAUCUGCCACCGUUGACAUGCUUAGUCAUCUCGUCUCCCAUUUCAACAACCAUUCUGUUAUACCAGCAUUGGCGGCAAUUCGUCUAGUCGUGGCAUAUUUUGGCACAUCCUCAGCACUUGAGAGAUCAAGAAAGCAUGGGCGUGGCAAGAUUCACAAUGCAUUGAGGAUUUUGGACCUUAUACCAACCAAGCACCAUGAUGACGAAGAGGACAUUCCAUCUCAUCACCGCCUUAUCAAUGACUGUAUGUAUGACAUCCUGGGAGUUCAAUCAAAACGGAAUGUUAUGCAAAAGAGAAAAGAGGACUUUGUUAACUCAAGCUCAAAUCAAGCACGGCCCAAAAGCAAUGACAUGCUCUCAAGCAAUAUCUCAGUAUGCCCUUCCAUGACUAGAUUCACAAAGGAUGACUUGCUUAUGCAUAUAGUGGAGCUGCAUAGGAGAGGGGGCAUCAGUUCAGAUGCAUCUAUUUUGGCAUCUGCACUGAGUUCCUGUGCUGAUAUGAAAACUCUUACUGGAGGUGCACAUCUUCAGGCUUUACUAGUGAAAGUAGGAUAUGACUCCUCUGUCCUUGUUGGGAGCGCACUGAUCAGCUUUUAUUCAAGAUGUGGCCAGUUGCAAAAAGCUCAUCGGGUUUUCCAGGGCAUGACAGCAAAAAACACUGUCUCAUGGACAGCACUUAUUUCUGGUUACGCACAGGAUAAUCAGGUGGAACCAUGUCUCCAUUUAUUUGCACUGAUGAGGCAGUCGACGUGCAAGCCAAAUGACAUCACAUUUGCAACUAUAUUCAGUAUGUGCACGAACCAUGCAUUUCUUGCACUUGGUAGAAGUGUUCAAGGCCUACAAAUGAAAAUGGGUUUUGAUUCCUAUGUGCAUGUGUCCAAUGCAUUGAUAUCAAUGUAUGCAAAGUGCGGGAGCAUUGGUGACGCGCAAGCCAUAUUUGAGAACAUUGCUUGCAAAGACCUGGUCUCUUGGAACUCCAUGAUCUUUGGAUAUUCACAGCAUGGCCUUCCUGAGCAUUGCAUAAACUUGCUGAAACAAAUGGAAGAGCACAUAAUUCCGGAUGCAAUAUCCUUCCUAGGCGUGCUUUCAUCAUGCCGGCAUGCAUGCCUUGUAACGGAAGGUCGACGCUGCUUCAGGGCAAUGAUUGAACAUGGAAUAGAACCAGAGCUAGAUCAUUACUCAUGUAUGGUUGAUCUCCUUGGCCGUGCAGGACUGCUCGAUGAAGCGUGGGAUCUGAUCCAGACAAUGUCCAUGCCUCCAAAUGGUGUUAUAUGGGGCUCCUUGCUAGCUUCCUGCAGGGUGCACGGAAGCGUUUCGAUCGGCAUACAGGCUGCAGAGCACCGUCUGAAGCUUGAACCAAGUUGUGCUGCAACUCAUGUGCAACUAGCGAAUUUGUAUGCAAGCAUUGGCUGCUGGAGUGAUGUGGCAAGAGUGAGGAGGGUGAUGAAGGAGAGAGGGCUGAAAACGAACAUCGGGUGCAGUUGGAUAGAAGUUGGCUAUAAAGUUUAUACUUUUACCGCAGAAAACAGAUCAAAGAGCCAGGUAAACGAUGUUCUGGCAAUUCUUGAUUGCUUGCAGUCACAUAUGGAUCACAAGUAUGAUAUAUUGAUUGAUGGUCUGGAUUGGGAUGAUCCUGAGCAUAUCAAGUAAGUUUGAACACUAUAUACAUUUAAACAUCAUGGCUUUCCAUGUUCAACUGCAUAUGAAGAGGAGACACUCUAUAGGAAAUGGUAAGUAUCACUCACCUCAGAUAUCUGGUAGAAGAUCCCUCGAUGUAACAUGUAAGUAUAACACCUGUGUGUGAGCAUUUUGGAAAGAUUUGAUUUGCUCAGUUUACUUUUU